Mixia osmundae IAM 14324 is the source of this 960-nucleotide messenger RNA. RefSeq lists its product as uncharacterized. The record is from RefSeq and is a predicted model, not a curated record. Lineage: Eukaryota; Fungi; Basidiomycota; Mixiomycetes; Mixiales; Mixiaceae. Bases 1 to 960 code for a protein of 319 amino acids. The transcript is spliced from 2 exons.
AUGACAGAAGUAGCCAAGCACCUCAAGAGCUUCGGCCGGGUAGACACACCCAGCUACUUUGGCAAAGAGCUCGACCCACAGAUCUACGAGACUCUUUCGAAAGAAGAACAUGCAUUCCUCGUCGAGGCGACUGGUCUGCAAGCAGACGAGCUCAGGACGUUCGUGCUCGAGCGACAAGCUCAGGCUUACGCGCUCUACCACUAUCCGUGCAUCCGCUCUCUAGCCUUUGCAAGUCCAUCGCUUGGACUGAAAGCAUUCCGACAUCCGGCAUACGCGCACCUGCUCGAGCAGUUCAAGCAGGACGACAAAGCGGUCUUGCUCGAUGUCGGCUGCUUCUUCGGCAGCGAGUUACGCAAGGCCGCCAUCGAUGGGAUCCCCGCGAGUCGUAUGAUCGGGACAGAUCUCGAGCAAGGCUUCCUCGACAUCGGCAAAGAGAUGUAUAAGCAUACUGACAAGCAGCGCGGCUCGCCAAGAUUCCUCGCUGGCGACUUCUUUGAUGAUCGCUUCUUCGACACGUCCACAAGCUCGAGCAUGAAUGAAGAUCUGAAUAUGGACGGCCUGUACUCGCUGGCGCCUUUGACCGGCUUGGUCACGACGAUUUUCUCGUCGUCUUUCUUCCACUUAUUCGCCAGAGACAAGCAGCGCCUGAUCGCGCAACGGAUGAUACGCUUGCUCAAAGCUGCCAGCGGAAGUCUGGUCUUUGGGUCGCACGUUGGCGGGUUCGGUGGGCCGGGCCUUUUCGAGCGCACAGAUCCAAACCUUCGCGAGGAGGAAAUCCACAGAGACCGCAUCUGGCCCAAGGGCGGAUUCGAGAGUAUGUGGCACGAGGAGUUGAGAGCCGCGCAUGGCGACGACGUCAGAGCUGAUGUACAAGUUCAAUACUUUUCGCUCAAGGGCAGCGUCAUAUGGCAGACGCAUGAUGAUGCCUGGCUGAUGGCCUAUACCGUUCGUUUGUUGUGA